Oreochromis niloticus (Nile tilapia) is the source of this 3732-nucleotide messenger RNA. RefSeq names its product chloride intracellular channel 5a (gene clic5a). Bases 57 to 1250 code for a protein of 397 amino acids. The record is from RefSeq and is a predicted model, not a curated record. The transcript is spliced from 6 exons. NCBI's taxonomy places the organism in Eukaryota, Metazoa, Chordata, Actinopteri, Cichliformes, Cichlidae.
ACUCUGCUUUACACCUUGGCACGCUCCACCAUCUCUGUUUGAUUUCUCCAACCAGGAUGGAUCUUUCUGAGGGGAAUGUGUACGAGAACCCAGAGCCGACCUACGAGAACCAGUCGUCAGGCGAAUAUGAAUUGCCCUACGAGGCCUCAUACGAAGAUCUUUCGCAUCUGACUCCUGAGUAUGAAAACGCCGAAGUGGCCUCGAGAAGAAUACCAGCUCCUCCUUCGAUCCCGGCGCCUGAGCCUCCCACAGAGGAGAGGCGAGGAAGCACGUCCUCUUCCUCAUCCUCCUCAUCGUCUUCAUCAUCUUCUUCUUCUCAUGAGAAAGAAGAGCAGAAAGUGGAGCUGGAGAGUUCCAGUGGGGAGGAGGAGGUGGAGGAAGAAAAAGAAGAAAAAGAGGAAGAAGAAGAGGAGAACACAGAGGUAGAGCCGUUAAAUGAGUUAAACUGGGAGAUGGAGGUGGACAAAUCACGCAGAUCCUCAUCCUCGUCAUCAUCUUCAUCAGCCUCUGAGAAGGAAACAGCUAAGGAGAAGCCAGAGCCUGACGAAGAUGGACCAAAGGUCAUGCUCUUUGUUAAGGCUGGGAGUGAUGGUGAGAGCAUUGGAAACUGUCCUUUCUCCCAGCGCCUCUUCAUGAUCCUGUGGCUGAAAGGUGUUGUCUUCAACGUCACCACUGUUGACCUAAAGAGGAAACCAGCUGAUCUUCACAACCUGGCUCCCGGGACACAUCCACCCUUCCUCACCUUCGAAGGGGAAGUUUACUCUGAUGUCAACAAAAUAGAGGAAUUCCUGGAGGAAAAGCUGGCUCCACCAAAGUACCCCAAACUUGCAGCAAAGAAUCGUGAAUCCAACACAGCAGGAAAUGACAUAUUUGCCAGAUUUUCAGCUUUUGUCAAAAAUACAAAACCGGAUAAAAAUCAAGCUUUAGAGGCCAAUCUAAACAAGGCCCUGGCUAAGCUGGACGAGUACCUGAUUAGUCCUCUCCCUGAUGAGGCAGACGAGGGAGAAUCCACCCGCAAGUUCCUGGACGGAAAUGAACUGACACUUGCUGACUGCAACCUUCUACCAAAGCUUCAUGUCGUUAAGGUGGUUGCAAAGAAAUACAGAAACUAUGACAUCCCGUCAGAGUUCAGAGGUUUGUGGCGGUACCUUGGAAAUGCUUACAAACAGGACGAGUUCAUCAACACCUGUGCAGCUGAUGUGGAAAUCGAGCUAGCCUAUAAGGAUGUCGCCAGGAGGCUGGGGAAAUGAAUGCAUCACAAGCACUCAAGAACCUUUUUAUCUUUUAUUGAGAAAUAUCUAAUAAAUCACUUUUUUUUUUUUUUUUUGGAAAACCAUUACAUACACUUUUGGCACAGUAUGUGUCACUUGUAAUAGUAAUAUAGUAAAUAUGUUUAACUGUAGCACACUGGUAUGAUGUUUCAGAGAAGGUGCUAAAAAUCAUGAAUCGUGUUUGUAAUGGUAUUGUGUAGCAGCAGAUGUCUGACGCAUCAAACGAUGCUUGCAAACUAAAGAGGCUGAAAAUUGUUUCAUAAUGAUUAUACUACAGUCAUUUUUCAAAAAAGAUUCAAUGAGGAAAAAUGUAUGAAGUUUGCAGCUCAGUGUUUAGUUAUAGUAAAUCCCUUCCUUAAGCAACAACUGUCCAGUCAUCAGUGAUUAAUGAACUGACAGCAGGUGAACUAAGUAAAAUCACCUGGGGAGUGUAGUUCACACUACAUUCAAACAUAAAGAUCAAACUGACAAUGUACAAAUAGGAAAAAACUGUAGCAUUAAAAUCAAAUGCCAGCAAAAAAAUUUUUAAAAAGAAAGACAAACAAACAAAAAACAUUCCGUUAAAUUUAGCGCAAAUAAAAACAAAAUCCCUUUUUGUUCACAGGUCAUGCAAAUAUAACACACCCUACUAUUCAUAGAGUUUUGUGGUGGUAUUGUACCAAGCAACAUUACAUCAUUAGCCUCUGGAAACACUAUGUGUUAAUAAACACUAAUAAUUAAAUAAGUAGUAAUAGCUGACACCUGGCAUAUUCAAUUUUACUUUUACAACUUCAUAUUAAACAUAUUAAAAACUACGAUAGGCAGAUAUUUUCACAGCUGGGAAACCUUUUAAAUCACAAAACCGUCCCAGUAUUCUUUUAUGGUUUACAUGGGUCAGAUUCUCUGCAAAUAUUUGUCAUUCUUUUAGCCUUUCUUGGGUAAAUAAACAAAUAAUAAUAAAAUAAUAAUAAUAGAAUAAUAAUAAAAUAAAUAAACUCCUGUAUUUGUUGGAGUUUUAUUUUUGCUUUAACUUUGGCCAAGUUAGCCUUAAUUUGCUAAUUGGCUAGUUUUUUCCUCAAGGCUCAUAGACAGGGGCGCCUCCGAGGGGGGCCACUGGAGGGGGUGGGGGUGGGGGGUGUUAUGGGCACUGGCAAGAGAAAGGAAGACACCCUACAAUAAGUUGAAACAUUAACUUGUUUUUUAUUCCGGCAUAUAUAAUAUUUGUCAUUCGGAUUUCCUGUCGUGACCCCCACCCCGCACAAUAUUUUUCAAAUAACCUGUAUUUGACAACAGCAUAAUAAAAUGGGAAGUUCAGUUUUUGGUGUGCCACCCUAAUAUUUUUAGUGGCCACCCCUACAAAAAAAUUCUGGAGGCGCCCUGCUCAUAGAUGCAACAUUUGUCAGCAUAGCUGCCUAAGCAACACACACACACACACGCACACACACACACACACACACACACACACACACACACAUUUAGCAUAAUUGCCUAAGUUGCUUCAGCUAACGAUGCUCUAAAGUUGAUGUUAACAGUCAUUUAAACCAAGGUGUCAAAAGUGUAGGAAAAUUUUUGUAAAAAUCUGCGCUCGACAGCAGAUCCCCAAACAGUGAGUGUUAGGAGGUUAAGAUGUGUUUAUCCCAAUUUCUACUAAAGUAUUUUCUCCUUACUAAUUAAAUUAAUAUUUUUAGUGUCAUAAAUGUCUUGGAUAUAUGUGAAUCUAACUGUUCUGUUUGUUUGUUUCUUUUUUUUUUCCUGUUGAUUUUGGUAUGAUUUUGUGUUUUCCGGUUUUCCUGGGUGUUUGAGGAAAGCAAUGCUAAGAACGUGUCUCAGCCAAAGCAGUUUGUCUUUUACUGGUGCAGCGUCAGCGCUGUGAUGGCCUUCCUUUUUCUAACAAGGCAAUUAACCAUUUAUUUGAUCAGUUAAAUACAGAGUACAAGACGGAUUUUCUUAAGAAGUUACAAAUCUUUGUUUUUCUUUUGUUAAUAUAGUUUUCUUGUUUUAUUGCCUCACUCUGUAGUUUACAGCAAAUACUUACUCUGUAGUCCUUUUUAAUAGGUUACAGUCUUGUUUUCAACAAUAACUUUCGUUUUCUGAUUAAUAAACAACAAUGCUGUCAGUCUGGGAAAUCAGUCUGUAAUAAAAAGAUCAUACAUGACAGUAACCAGCUAAAUAAACCAAAUUUAGCUAGUUCUUUGAUUUUAUGCACACUGAUGGCAGAGGAUUUAAUCACGGGUGCCUUAGUGAGAAUCAAGCUCACCUCUGCCUUCGGCUCUAUGUCUGUACAGUAAAUUAUGCAUGUUUGAAUAUGAUAGGAAUGUGAAUUUUUCAUGUCAUCUCUGUAGGGCUGCUGGGAAAAAAACCCCCAAACUUCAUAUGUCUGUAAAUGAUCAACAACCAUAUUCGUCUUCUCUCUGAUGAUUGCAAGCCACUGUGUAGACUGUGUUGCUUAUUUGAAUAUUAAAUCUAUUUUCUCAGAGGCUGA